This is a messenger RNA of Eruca vesicaria subsp. sativa (arugula), 2601 nucleotides long. Lineage: Eukaryota; Viridiplantae; Streptophyta; Magnoliopsida; Brassicales; Brassicaceae. The record is from the annotation of a GenBank genome assembly.
AUGGGGAGAUUGAGAACAGCUUUUCUUGCCAUCUCUCUCGUUUUUCUUGUUUGUGUUUCCGAGGAGAUCAUCUCUCGACGCGGCUCCAACCGCGGCGAGGCUAACGGUGACGACGAUGUGGCAGAACAAACAUGGAUACAUUGUAGAAAAGAUUUGAAAGAUAAGAACAAAGAUUGCCCUCUCUAUAUCCCUCCUCGUGUACCAGCAGCUAAUGAUGCGUACCUAACCGGUUAUCGGCAUUGGUUCAGCAACUGGAUUGAACCUCUCCUUGAUUCUACUACUAGCUAUCCAGCAAGGAAGCUGAUCGAUAAGCCAAAGACAAACAAAAAUAAAAAGGAAAAGACAAAGACAAAUACAAAGAAAAAGACAAAGACAAAGACAAAGAAAAAGACAAAGACAAAGACAAAGGGAAAGACAAAGAGAAAGAAGUUUAGAGUAUCUGCUCCAAACUUUGCACUUGGUCCUGCACAAGGUUUUGCACCAGGUCCUUCACCCCGUUUCGCGCCAGGUCCUGCUCCAACCCCUCAAAGCUAUGACCUUGCACCUUCAAGCUCUUCGUCUCAACCAUCUUCAUAUUCGCCAGCUGAAGCACCAGAUGAAUCAAGGCCUGGUUCGAGUAAGAAGAGAGCAAAGGGUAUUGUUGCUCCUAGUCAAAGUGUUUCAGGUCAUCAUCCUCCUCCACCACCGGAGAAAAAGAAUAAUAUCUUGAUGGAUCUUAUUAUCGCUGUUGCUUCAACAGCAGUAUUAACGUUUUUUCUAGUUGCAUUGUUGUUUUUAUGUUGCUUCAGACGCAACAACCGCAAAAAUGCGGUUGGUCCUAGAAAUGGACCAAGAGAUGAAGGACCACUUCUACAUUUAUCUGAUUUAUCAGCUGGAUCAAAUGAGAACUCUCCAAAGAUUGCAAACAAGAGCAGGAGAUUUUUCACUUCUACUUCUAAAAAGAGAUCGUUUCUUUCUAGAGUAUCUCUAAAGAGAAACAAUCAUGAGUUCAUACCCGCUGCAGCUGCGGCGUCAUCCUCUGGAAUUCCUCUUCCUCCUGGAAGAUCAGCAGCUCCUCUUCCUCCUCCAGUUCCACCACCUCCACAGGCUCCACCACCACCUCCUCCUAAAUCUAAGCCUCCUCCUCCUGCUCCUCCAAAGCUUGUUCGUCCUCCACCUGCACCACCAAAACGUCAAGGACGUAGCUCCUCUGGAGAUGGUUCUGAUGUUGAUUCAGAGACUGGAGCUCCAAAAACAAAACUAAAACCGUUUUUCUGGGAUAAAAUGGCUAACCCUGACCAGAAAAUGGUUUGGCAUGAGAUCAGCGCCGGUUCAUUCCAGUUCAACGAGGAGGCGAUGGAGUCGCUGUUUGGUUACAAUGAUGGGAACAAAAACAAGAAUGGUGGAAGAGGAGACUCAUCUAGAGAAUCUCCUGUUCAGUAUAUACAGAUUAUUGACCCAAGGAAAGCUCAAAACUUAUCUAUUCUACUUCGAGCUUUGAAUGUAACAAUAGAGGAAGUCGUUGAUGCCAUCAAAGAAGGUAAUGAGCUUCCAGUGGAGCUUCUACAAACAUUGUUGAAGAUGGCUCCAACUUCAGAGGAAGAACUCAAACUUAGACUAUACUCUGGAGAUCUUCACUUACUUGGCCCUGCAGAGCGUUUCUUGAAGAUUCUUGUUGAUAUACCUUUUGCGUUUAAACGUAUAGAGUCUCUUAUAUUCAUGAUCUCACUUCAAGAAGAAGUCUCUGGUAUCAAAGAAUCACUCGCAACUCUCGAGGUGGCUUGCAAGAAACUUAAAAACAGCAGACUGUUCCUAAAACUACUAGAAGCAGUUCUCAAGACAGGAAACAGAAUGAAUGUCGGAACUUUCCGUGGUGACGCACAAGCUUUCAAACUCGACACACUCUUGAAACUCUCUGACGUCAAAGGAACUGAUGGCAAAACCACACUCUUACACUUUGUUGUCCUUGAGAUCAUUCGUUCCGAAGGAGUACGUGCUCUCCGCCUCCAGAGAUCAAGCAAAAGCUUCUCCAGCGUUAAUACAGACGAUACCAACACAGACACAAGUCCACAAUCAGUGGAACGUUACAGAAGCACGGGACUUCAAGUGGUUACGGGACUAACAACAGAGCUCGAAGAUGUCAAGAGAGCAGCGAUCAUAGACGCUGAUGGAUUAGCUUCGACACUGACGAGCCUAAGCGGCUCGUUGACGAGCGCGAGGGAGUUUCUGAAAACGAUGGAUGAAGAGAGCGACUUCGAGAAAGCUUUAGCUGGGUUUAUAGAACGUGCGGAUGCUGAUAUCAAAUGGUUGAAGGAAGAAGAAGGGAGGAUCAUGGUGUUGGUGAAAAGUUGUGCUGAUUAUUUCCAUGGGAAAGCUGCUAAGAACGAAGGGUUACGUUUGUUUGCUAUAGUGCGUGAUUUCUUGAUAAUGUUGGAGAAAGUUUGCAGAGAAGUUAAAGAAACGACGAUGAUGACGUCGUCGACGAAGACGGUAAAUCAUUCGGGUAAGAAGGAAACCGAAAUGACUCCGGAGAGUAAUCAACCGGAUAACAUUCGACAGCGUUUGUUUCCGGCGAUUGCUGAACGGAGAGCUGACAGUUCGGAUGAUUCAGACAGUGACUAG